Amaranthus tricolor (Joseph's coat) is the source of this 2853-nucleotide messenger RNA. RefSeq names its product cytochrome P450 734A1-like. The record is from RefSeq and is a predicted model, not a curated record. Gene Ontology annotation, biological process: brassinosteroid homeostasis; brassinosteroid metabolic process. NCBI's taxonomy places the organism in Eukaryota, Viridiplantae, Streptophyta, Magnoliopsida, Caryophyllales, Amaranthaceae. The coding region runs from base 390 to 2159 and encodes 589 amino acids. Gene Ontology annotation, molecular function: iron ion binding; monooxygenase activity; heme binding. The transcript has 5 exons.
AUCCCCCUACGCCGUCGGCCAUCCCAAUUCCCAAGCCCCCUGUUCUAUUCAUCUACACCUCGUUUCCAUUAAAGAGUAAAUACACUCUACAAUAAACACCAAACCCAAACCCAAACCCAAACCCAAACCCAUACCCAACACAUAACCCAUUAGAUAUUGUAACCGAAAAAUCAAAAGAAAACAAAAGCCAAAUCCCCCUACAAAAUAAAGAGAAAAUCAUAGAAAUUGUUUCUGGGAGUGAGAAAAAAUUUUUUUUGCUCCCUCAUUACUCAUUAGAACACCAAUCACAGGGAGAAUAGACAGGCAGACAAAAAAAGCAGCAGUAGUAGCAGAUUUGUUCUGUUUUUUAGAGAGAGAAACAAGCAUAUAAGAGAGAGAAAAAAAUUGUAAUGGAUGAUGAUGGGUUUUUUGGAAUUUUAAUGGGUUUAAAAUCCUUAAUUUUAAUAAUGAUUUUGUGGGUCUUAGCAUUGAGAAUAAUGGUAGUCUUAUGGUGGAGACCAAGGAAAAUACAGUCUCACUUUGCAAAACAGGGGAUUAAAGGGCCUCCUUACCACUUUUUCAUUGGCAAUGUCAAAGAAAUUGUUCAACUCAUGUUGAAGGCUUCUUCACAUCCAAUGCCUUUUUCUCACAACAUCCUUCCUAGAGUCUUCUCUUUCUACCAUCAAUGGAGGAAAAUUUAUGGUGCAACGUUCCUUAUAUGGUUUGGACCCACUGCUCGUUUAACAGUGUCAGAUCCGGACCUCAUCAGAGAAAUCUUCAGUACUAAGUCUGAAUUUUAUGAGAAAAUCGAGGCAAGUCCGACGAUGAAACAACUAGAAGGCAAUGGACUACUUAGUCUUAAGGGUGAGAAAUGGGCGCACCAUCGGAAGAUCAUAACACGAAUCUUCCACAUGGAAAAUCUUAAGUUGUUGAUACCAAUGGUGGGAAAAAGUGUGGAGGAAAUGUUGGACAAGUGGGACCAGAUGAUGUGUGAAAGAAAAGGAGAGAACGAAGUAGAAAUUGAAAUUUCAGAAUGGUUUCAGGGAUUGACAGAGGAUGUGAUAACUAAAAUGACAUUUGGAAACAGCUUUGAACAAGGGAAAGCCAUUUUUAAGUUACAUAGCCAGCAAAUGUUCCUUGCUGCUCAGUCUUUUCGAAAGCUUUUCAUUCCUGGUUAUAGAUUUUUACCAACCAAGAGGAAUGUGAAGUGUUGGAAAUUGGAAAAGGAACUCAGAAGAUCAUUAGUGAAACUAAUUGAAAGGAGGAAAUUAGAGAAAUGCAAUCACAACAACAAUAUUAUUAAUAUUAAUAUUAAUGAUGAUAAUAAUAAUAAUGGAUCAGAAGAAGCAGGUGGGCCCAAGGAUUUGCUUGGCCUAAUGAUCCAAGCUGGAAUGAGAGAUAAUGAUAAAUAUAGCAUUCCAGAAUUUACCUUCAAUUCUUCUUCAUCAUCAUUAAAUUAUUCUCAACAAUUAUCAAAUAAUAAUAAUAAUAAUAAUAAUAAUAAUAAUAAUAAUAAUAUAACGGUUGAUGAUAUUGUGGAAGAAUGCAAGAGUUUCUUCUUUGCUGGGAAACAAACGACGUCGAAUCUGCUGACAUGGACCACUGUACUUUUAGCUAUGCAUCCACAAUGGCAGAACCUGGCACGUGAUGAGGUCUUUAGAGUAUGCACAUCACAUGAUAUCCCUUCUAAGGAUCAUCUUUCUAAGCUUAACAUGUUGAGCAUGAUAUUGUACGAGUCUCUUCGUCUAUACCCACCUGCAAUCGCAACAAUCAGACGAGCGAAACACGACGUGGAGUUAGGUGGAUGUCGAGUCCCACGUGGGACGGAGUUACUUGUUCCAAUCUUAGCCGUCCAUCAUGAUAAAGCGAUAUGGGGAAAUGACGCGAAUGACUUCAAUCCCCUACGAUUUGCUAAUGGUGUUUCUCGUGCAGCCAAACAUCCUAUGGCAUUCAUUCCUUUUGGUCUUGGGAUUCGCACUUGCAUAGGCCAAAAUCUUGCUAUUCUACAAACCAAGCUUGUGCUUACCAUCAUUCUACAACGCUUCUCUUUUACGUUGGCCCCAUCUUAUCAACAUGCACCAACCGUAUUGAUGCUUCUUUAUCCGCAACAUGGUGCAUCUGUUGUGUUUCGACGGUUGCCCGUCCACGAUGAUAGAGGUUGUGAAGAUCAUGCAAGCUAAGGGUUUUGAUGUGGAAGGCAUGUGUAGUUAAAUCAUAAUCUAUAUUUUUGUAUUAGCUAGUUAUGUUGUUAUUGAGUUCAUCUAACAUCAAAUAUUUAGCAAAUAUUAUACUCCUUCCGAACCAAUUUAGUUGUCCCAUUUCUUUAUUUGGUAAAGUCUUUUUAGUUGUUCCAUUUCUAUUUUUGUCAAUUUUUUUUACCUAAAUAUCCUUAGUUCACACAAAUAAUUACAAAUAUACCCUCAUAUACCUUACUUAUCCAACUAUCCUUCACUAUUUACCCUUCAUUACUUACCCUUUGCUACUUACCCUUUUUAAUGGACCCCACACCAUCCUUAAUAACCGUGUCCAAGUAAAUGAGACAUCUAAAUUGGUUCGGAGGGAGUAUCUCGUAAUCUUGUUAAAAAGUUAGAAAUAUAUUAGGUUGUAGUAUAUGACCUCUAAAUAGGGGUCUUAAGCGAGGGCAAUUUAGAAUUUUUCAAGGUGAAACGUAUAGCAUGUCUUGACUCUUUGGAUGGACUUUUAAGACUUGUUAUGAGGGAUUAGUCGGUUUGUAACUUAGGUCGAUAUGUACGUAGUGGUUGCAAACUUUCAAUAUACGAGUUACAAAAUAGUUCAAGAGUGAUCAAUAUAUGUAUAAUUUUCAUCUGGUUAUUGAACUUUAAAAACUCUCAUGUCUAAAAAAUAUAUCUUGAU